GCAACGCGCCGCCGCGACCGCUCUCACUUAAAGUCUCGCGAUGCUCGCGGGAGGGGCCGCGGCCAACAUGGCGGACGAGGAGGUAGCCAAGUUGGAGAAGCACCUGAUGCUUCUGCGACAGGAAUAUGUGAAGCUGCAGAAGAGGCUGGCCGAGACAGAGAAGAGGUGCCGCCUGCUGGCCGCCCAAGCUCACCAAGAAGGCAGCAGCGACUGCUUCAUCACACGUUUGCUGAGGAUCGUAGCCGAUCUCUAUGAGCAGGAGCAGUACAGUGACCUGAAAAUCAAGGUUGGCAAUCAGCUCAUCAACGCUCAUAAGUUUGUGUUGGCUGCGCGCAGCGAGAAUUGGAGUCUGGCCAGUUUGGCCUCCACUGAAGAACUGGACCUCUCAGAUGCUAACCCUGAGGUGACAAUGGCCUUGCUUCGCUGGGUCUACACCGAUGACCUGGAGCUCAAGGAAGAUGAUGUCUUCUUGACAGAGCUGAUGAGGCUGGCGAACCGCUUCCAGCUGCAGCUCCUGCGGGAAAGGUGUGAGAAAGGAGUCAUGUCCUUAGUGAACGUGAGGAACUGCAUUCGUUUCUAUCAAACUGCAGAAGAGUUGAAUGCUACCACUUUGAUGAACUAUUGUGCGGAAAUCAUCGCCAGCCACUGGGACGACCUGAGCAAGGAGGACUUCAGCAGCAUGAGCGCCCAGCUGCUCUACCAGAUGAUCCGGUCCAAGACGCAGCACCCACUGCACAAGGCCAUCCGGCUGGAGCGUGAGGACGUCGUCUUCCUGUACCUCAUUGAGAUGGAUGCUCAGCUGCCCUUGAAGCUGAAUGAGCUGGAUCCCAAUGGAGAUCUCGCUUUAGAUCUGGCCCUUUCUCGAAGACUGGAGAGCAUCGCCACCACUCUCGUGAGCCACAGAGCGGAUGUGGACAAGGUGGAUAAGAGUGGCUGGAGCCUGCUGCAUAAAGCCAUCCAGAGAGGAGACAGCUUUUCGGCCACCUUCCUCAUUAAGAACGGCGCCUUGGUAAACGCGGCCACCGGGGGGGCCCAACAGACACCGCUGCACCUGGUGGCCUCGUCUGACUGCAGGAAGGGCCCAGCCGAUGGCACGUCGGAGAUGGCACGCAUCACCGAGUGCCUGCUGCAGGCUGGCGCCAACCCAAAUAUGCAGGAUGGGAAAGGAAGGACUCCCCUGCAUUCAUCCAUCCUUGCCAGGAACGAGGUCGUCUUCGGUCAGCUGCUGCAGUGUAAACAGUUAGACUUGGAACUGAAGGACCAUGAGGGCAGCACUGCUCUGUGGCUGGCCGUCCAGUACAUCACGCUGGCUUCAGACCGAGUGGUGAACCCCUUUGAGGACACGCCUGUGGUCAACGGGACCUCCUUUGAUGAAAACAGCUACGCGGCCAGGCUGAUUCAGCGAGGCAGCAACACCGAUGCACCCGACACGGUGACAGGGAACUGCUUGCUCCAGAGAGCGGCCGGGUCGGGCAACGAGGCCGCUGCCCUCUUCUUGGCAGCCAACGGAGCCAAGGUCAACCACAGGAACCGAUGGGGAGAAACGCCGCUGCACACGGCCUGCCGGCAUGGCCUGUCCACCCUGACUGCCGAGCUCCUGCAACAGGGCGCCAACCCCAACCUUCAGACGGAAGAGGCCCCGCCCGUGGCCCCCGGCCUGGCUGAGGGCAUCUCCCUGCAGACCCCGCUGCACGUGGCCAUAGCUCACAACCACCCCGAUGUCGUAUCUGUCAUCCUGGAGCAGAAAGCUAAUGCCCUUCAUGCCAUCAAUUCCCUGCAAAUCAUCCCAGACUUCAGUCUCAAGGAUUCCAGAGACCAGACUGUCCUGGGGCUGGCGUUGUGGACAGGGAUGCACACGAUAGCGGCCCAGCUCCUGGGGUCAGGAGCCUCCAUUAACGACACCAUGCCCGACGGCCAGACGCUGCUGCACAUGGCCAUCUGUCGGCAGGACGACAAGAGCGCCCUGUUCCUCCUGGAACAUCAGGCUGACAUCAACAUCCGGACCCAGGACGGCGAGACAGCCCUUCAGCUGGCCAUUAGGCACCAGCUUCCCCUGGUGGUAGACGCCAUAUGUACCCGCGGGGCCGAUAUGUCAGUGCUGGAUGACCAAGGAAACCCCCCGCUGUGGCUCGCCCUCGCAAAUGACCUGCAGGACAUUGCCUCUACUCUGGUGAGGCACGGCUGUGACGCCACGUGCUGGGGCCCAGGCCCAGGCGGAUGUCUUCAGACCCUCCUGCACAGAGCCAUCGAUGAGAACAACGAAUCCGUCUCCUGCUUCCUUGUCCGCAGUGGCUGUGACGUGAACAGUCCCAGACAGCCGGGGGCUAACGGAGAAGGUGACGAAGAGGCCAGAGACGGACAGACCCCCUUGCACCUGGCAGCCUCCUGGGGGCUGGAGGGGACAGUCCAGUGCCUUUUGGAAUUUGGGGCCAAUGUCAAUGUGCAGGAUGCUGAGGGACGGACACCAAUUCAUGUUGCUAUUAGCAACCAGCAGAGUGUCAUCAUUCAGUUGUUGAUUUCCCACCCCGACAUUCACCUAAACGUCCGGGACCGCCAAGGCCUGACCCCGUUUGCUUGUGCCAUGACUUACAAGAACAACAAAGCAGCAGAGGCCAUCCUGAAGCGAGAGCCCGGAGCUGCUGAACAGGUAGACAACAAGGGCCGGAACUUUCUCCACGUGGCGGUCCAGAACUCGGACAUCGAAAGUGUGCUGUUCCUCAUCAGUGUCCAGGCAAAUGUGAAUUCCCGAAUCCAGGAUGCCUCGAAGCUGACUCCCCUCCACUUGGCAGUUCAGGCGGGGUCUGAGAUCAUUGUUCGCAACCUGCUUCUCGCAGGUGCCAAGGUAAAUGAAUUAACCAAGCACCGCCAGACUGCCCUCCACCUGGCUGCUCAGCAAGACCUGCCCACCAUCUGCUCUGUCCUCCUGGAGAACGGAGUCGACUUCUCCGCCGUAGACGAGAACGGAAAUAACGCUCUCCAUCUUGCAGUCAUGCACGGUCGGCUGAGCACCAUCCGGGCCCUCCUGACUGAGUGCAGUGUGGACGCCGAGGCCUUUAAUCUGAGGGGCCAGUCACCGAUACACAUCCUGGGCCACUACGGCAAGGAGAACGCGGCCGCCAUCUUUGAGCUCUUCCUGGAGUGUAUGCCCGAGUACCCCCUGGACAAACCCGACGCUGAAGGGAGCACAGUCCUGCUCUUGGCCUACAUGAAGGGCAAUGCCAACCUGUGCCGUGCGAUUGUGCGUGCUGGGGCUCGCCUGGGUGCUCACAACAACCAGGGGAUCAACAUCUUCAACUACCAGGUGGCCACGAAGCAGCUCCUGUUCAGGCUCCUUGACAUGCUCUCCAAGGAACCUCCGUGGUGCGACGGCUCCAACUGCUAUGAGUGCAUGGCCAAGUUUGGGGUCACGACGCGGAAGCAUCACUGUCGGCACUGCGGACGUCUCCUCUGUCACAAGUGUUCUACCAAGGAGAUCCCCAUUAUUAAGUUUGAUCUGAACAAGCCUGUGAGAGUCUGCAACAUUUGCUUUGACGUUCUGACCCUGGGGGGCGUCUCCUAGGGAGCCGGGGGCAGCCCUGGCUCCGUUCUCCUUGGCCCCAGCAGCCACCCGGCUCGCUAGUCCUGCAGCCAGGGAGAGGGAAGGCAGUGGUGAUGGCCUUUGUCUCCCUCCUGCAACAGACUGAAAACAAUUACGGACCCCCUAGUGAUUUCCUCCAUUACUGAUGAUUUACACAAUUGGCAUCGUAUCAGGCUGUGAUCGAUUUCCGCUGAGGUUUCAAUUGGACGGACCCCUGGAAGUGAGGUGGUGUGACUGCACCAGCCCCCAGCAGAGCCUGGUGUUGAGACCUGGGGCCCAGGAGGGGGUGUGCCUGCUGAGCCUGGGCCGCCUGAGAUUCGAGCGGGCAGCAUGGCACCACGGGCUUCCACGGAGGGUUCUUCCCCCUGGGAGGCCUUCUCAAAGCUCACUUGUGGUGCUUGUAGGCACUUUGUAAACAGGGUUCAGAGAGAAAGCUUGCCGGACAAAAGUGGCCUUAACAACUGAAAGCUUUACUGGGGGCCUCCCUGCUCUCCCACGGGGUGCCCGGGCAGCAGGCCAACCCUUUCCACCAUGUUUGGGGUGCAGGGCUGCCCCCCCACACACACACACACCCCUGCCACAAAGGCAGCUUGCCAGGCAAACCCGCCCACCUCAGGGAUAUCGAGAGGGAGCCAUGUACUUGGGUGGGUGACACCGGGGCUUAGCACUGCAUCCAGACCCACACAGAAAACCUACCUGUGGUCAGAAGGAAAAAGGGCUGUGCCUGACCCACAUGGGCAUUUCAGUGGGAGCCUGAGCUGCAUCGAUGCGGCUCCGGUGUCUAAGAAGAGACAAGCCUGCGGGACUUGUCGGCUCUGUUGGGGCCCCCUCCCCUCACCAGCGUCUUCCUCGAUUGCGAGGGGGGCCAGGCUGCCCCCUUUCCUGGUCCUCACCUCUUCAGUGUGGCCCCUGAAGGCCAGAGGAGGUCCAUGGUGACUCAUUGAUGAGUAGGAGCACUAAGGAGAGGAGGGUUUUGUCCUCCCUUCAAAGAAGAGGCCCUCCCAGCAAGGGAGGGCAGCCUUCCCUCGUGCCUGGAAUAUGCCCGUGCAACAGGGCCCUCCUCGGCCCCAUCAGCCUCUCUGCUGCGCCUUGUCCCUCUGGCCAUCCUCCAGUGGGCCCGGUGUGCACAGAGGAGGGCCGACUACAGGAAUGCCCCCUUCUGCAGCCAUGGCGUGUGUGGUCUCUUCUGUCCCUGUAAGUGUGUGCAGCCUGUAGACGUACACUCACACACACUCAUGCACACGUGCACAUGCUUAUACAAAAUAGACAACAAGAAGUGGUACUUUUUUAUAUUUCUGUGAUUCAGAACGUAUGUACAUAUCUCUCUCUCAUACACACACACACACAAUGUUUUAAACAAGAAUUCGGAUGCAUUUGUUGUGUUUAAGAGACAAAAGUUCAUUUAGGACCAUGUUUAUUCAAUGCCGUCACAUUCCACAUGGAAUUUGCUGGAAAUAACCUCCUGGCCUUUGAUUGGUGUGGAGCCAGGACUGCCCCUCUGCCACCACCCCCCACCCUCUUUCACCCCUGCCCCACACCCCUUUGCAGACACUGGUCAGCUUCCACAUUGGAGAACCUUUGGUCUUUGGGGUCUUCACUUCCCUGAGAAUAUGUCACAAGAAACCAUUUUCUAGAGUUGAAUUAGGUGAAAUUUAAUUCUUUAAUCCAAAUAACUCUCAUUAGGUUCUGGGAGGGGCUUGGCCCACCACUCCGCUUGCUUCUGUUCUUGCUUUCUGCAUCAUGGUUCACGCUUAAGUCUAAAUCAUGUGUUGGAAUGUGCCGGGCACACACGUGACAUACUUUAUGGGCGUGUUGUGCCCAGUCAGGGUCAGUCAGUACGAUGGUACCCCCGGGACCAUCUUGGUGCGGCCCCACCCUGAUGGCGCUGCCCUGCCAACAGGGUACAGUCUUCCUUUGGAGGUUUCACACCUUCCAGCCUGUUCUGAGAAGGGAAUCAGACCCUUCAGGAAGCAGCUCCAGGCAGCCCCUCGGGACAUGCAUCCUUCUUAUCCACAGCUGGAAAGUCCAGCGUCCUUGAGCAGGGGGACCAGUGAGCCCGGCCCAGGCUGUCGGGCCCAGCUCCUGGUCACCAGGCAUGUUGUAACCUGCUAGAGGAGGGGAGGACCCCUACCUCCCUGAGGUAGGGAGGGGUGCACUCUGGAGGGGACGGUGUGAGGGACUUCCUCCAGAUUCAUCCUUUCUCCCCAGGACUUAGCCCCAUGUGGUUGUGACUUUAGCCCCCCAGGCCCAAGCUUGAGUCAUGGAAUGAAUGACAUUUCUGUACCGGGCACAGCCCCGCCUGGUUCGGUCACAGGGCAUCACCGGAGGCAGAUCCAGCCGCUGGCCGGCAGCUCCUUGUCUGUGACCUGACCCUAAAUCCAACGUCUGCCCAGAUCUCUGAGGACCACAGGACUGGGCUCCCUUCUGCCUCAAGGGCCGUUAGGGAUAAGGCCUGGGAAGGCAGGCGUCCACAGGGCUUGGCUGAGGCCCUCGGCCCCUCGAAGCACAAAAUCCCAGAGGAGAGGGAGGCGGGGCUGGGGGCUGAUUCCUGAGGCCUCCUUUUCCCUUUGUUGGGAACACGGCAUGAGAACGAGCUGUCCUAGAACCGGACUGACCCGAGCUCCUUGAGGGUCCCCAUUCCAGAUGCCUUAAAGACUGCAGACCCAUGCCUCUUUCCAUGUGGCAUAAAGGUCCCUCAGCCUGCUGCCUUGCAGCUGACGCUGGGCGCUUUGGGCAAGCCACAGACGGGCUGGCUGGCUCCCCACUCUGCCUAUUGUCCUGAAACAGCUCAGUGCGAGAGCCCCCGGCGCCGCUCCCCCCACCUCGGAGGUCCUGGAAUUGAGGACCCUGUGCAAGAGGAUGUCUGCGGCCCGCGGGGAGGUGGCCACAUGGCCAAGGCGGCCCUGGGGUCUGUGGGAGAGAAUAUUGUUUUCCAAUUGGAUAUUUGCAUUAACUGUAAUGAUUCCUUGUAAUAAUACUAGAAUGGCAUCAACCAUGUACAUUAAAAUGGAAACCUUUGGUAA
This is a messenger RNA of Dromiciops gliroides (monito del monte), 6600 nucleotides long. RefSeq names its product ankyrin repeat and FYVE domain containing 1 (gene ANKFY1). Bases 41 to 3559 code for a protein of 1172 amino acids. Gene Ontology annotation, molecular function: protein binding; metal ion binding. The record is from RefSeq and is a predicted model, not a curated record. The transcript has 25 exons. NCBI's taxonomy places the organism in Eukaryota, Metazoa, Chordata, Mammalia, Microbiotheria, Microbiotheriidae.